This is a messenger RNA of Austrofundulus limnaeus, 3834 nucleotides long. RefSeq names its product RUNX family transcription factor 3 (gene runx3). The transcript has 7 exons. Gene Ontology annotation, cellular component: nucleus. Gene Ontology annotation, biological process: regulation of transcription by RNA polymerase II; chondrocyte differentiation; regulation of cell differentiation. The coding region runs from base 44 to 1309 and encodes 421 amino acids. Gene Ontology annotation, molecular function: ATP binding; RNA polymerase II cis-regulatory region sequence-specific DNA binding; DNA-binding transcription factor activity, RNA polymerase II-specific. The record is from RefSeq and is a predicted model, not a curated record. NCBI's taxonomy places the organism in Eukaryota, Metazoa, Chordata, Actinopteri, Cyprinodontiformes, Rivulidae.
ACUGACUGCAGCGAGGGCUCCACGCCAUCCUGUAUUCCCUGUCAUGGCAUCCAACAGCAUCUUUGACUCCUUCAACUACAGCAGCAGUCUACUAAGAGAGCCGCCCACCACCAGACGGUUCACGCCGCCCUCGACAUCCUUCCCCUGCAGCAAAAUUGGAGACGCCAACGGCUCCAUGGCCACCCCGGGCUCUCUCAGGUCCAGACCGGAUACCAGGAACGUGGUGGACGUCCUCGCGGACCACGCCGGCGAGCUGGUCCGAACCGACAGCCCCAACUUCCUCUGCUCGGUGCUGCCUUCUCACUGGCGCUGCAACAAGACGCUCCCCGUGGCUUUCAAGGUCGUGGCCCUCGGCGACGUUCCGGACGGGACUCUGGUCACCGUGAUGGCCGGGAACGACGAGAACUACUCGGCCGAGCUGAGGAACGCCUCCGCGGUGAUGAAGAACCAGGUGGCCCGCUUCAACGACCUCCGCUUCGUGGGCAGGAGCGGACGAGGAAAGAGCUUCACUCUGACCAUCACCGUGUUCACCGGCCCACCACAGGUGGCCACCUACCACCGCGCCAUCAAAGUCACCGUGGAUGGACCCCGGGAACCGCGCAGGCACAGAGUGAAGCUAGAAGACCCCCAGAAGAUGCAGUUCUCCGACAGGCUCUCAGAAAUUGAGCGCUACCACCAGCGAGCGAUGCGGAUAGGCCCGGUGAACAACAACCCACGCCCUCUUCACCAAACACACCUCGGCACCACGCAAGCUCUGUGGCAGGAUCAGAUGGAAACCCCAGCCCUGAAGACCUGCAAGGUGGAGGAGGAUCUGAGGACAUGGACAGCAGGGACUACAGAUCUAUUUCAACAGAGACCCACCUUCCCGUCUCUGUCGCCGCUGACUGACCCUCGCUUCUCAGACCCCCGCAUGCACUACCCGGGGGCCUUCCCUUACUCUCCCAACACCUCCGGCACGGGCAUCAGCGGCCUUAGCAUGUCAGCCUCUUCUAGAUACCACACCUACCUGCCCCCACCCUACUCAAACAACCAGACCCAAAACUUCCAGUCCAACUCCUACCUGUAUUACGGCACAGGCUCCGGAUCCUACCAGUUCUCCAUGGUGGCGCCGGGGAACGCCGGAGGCGAGCGCUCUCCAACUCGCUUACUGUCCUGCUCGGGAGCCACGGGCGCUGGAACCAACAGCCUGAUGAACCCUGGCCUGAGCGCCCAGAGCGAGGGCGUGGAGGCCGACGGCAGCCACAGCAACUCCCCCACGGCCAUGAGCGCCUCGGGGCGCUUGGAUGAGUCCGUCUGGAGGCCAUAUUGACUAACACAGCCAGACAAUUAAAGGAGUGGAAGAGGAUAGGACGGAAACGUGAAGAGAAUGAUGAACAAAGAAACUGAACACUGAAAAAGUUGAAAAAGAAAAAAAAAAAGAAGAAGUUGCAUGUCUGUCUGUCCCUCCCCCCUCCCCCCAACAAUCAUUUUAAAGACUGUUGCUUUCAGGAACUCUCUCAAGAGCUUUCUGUAUUUUGUCGUAUUCAAAUGAACUCCUGCACAGCGCCGGGACCUGUUCUCUGGAAGCCAUAAAAAGAGUGAAGGCAACAUUCAGCAGGAGACUGUAAAUAAGGGGUUAAAGGCCAUCGCAGCGUUUCUGGUGUUGACAGACACUCGUCAAAAGACUAACGAACAACAGAGGGGAGGUCCAAACAAUCAGUCCAGCUGAUGAACUGAGAAACCACAGCAGACAUUAAACAAACAGACUGUUUAGACUGAUCCAGCUGAACUUGGCAGGUGGAGAAGUCAAACUGGUUGUUUUCUCCAUGAGUGAUUCCUCGCAAAGGCAUGGCUGCRCUGCUGUAGCAACUCGGUCCCUUUAAGCUUUCACUUUUGUCAAAUUUGAAUACUGCAUCCAGGGCUGUUUCGUGUGCUCAGAGUACUACAGGACCUAACUGUCUAUUUAUUAUCCAAACAGAGACAUUAGUAUUUGCUUCUUUGGUGGAUGUUUCAGUAACGUUGCUGCAUUACAGAAAGAAAAGCAUUUUCAUGUGUUUACCAAAUUAAAUCUUUCACACUAUCAGUGGGACAAUAAGAUUUUAGGAAUGUUUCAAACAUGAACAGAGGAGGGUUUGUUGUUUUMUUUUCUGCAGAAAUCUUUCUUCUCUCAACUUCAUUUUUAUUCCUUUUUUACUCUAGCUCUUUUCUUAAAGAAACAAAGUCCUGAUCUGAUUUUUUUAACUGGAUAAGAUGGUUUACUUUUGAUAUUUAUUUGAGCCAAAUUUUGGGGGGAAGUGUAUACACACACCCCAAAUCCUUAAGCAUUUAAGUUUACUUUUCUUUUUUUUUACAUAAAUAUAUAAACAGUAUAUACACCAUGUUUUGUUGUUAAGUAUGAAUUUGGAAUUUGUGUAAUAUAUUGCUACUAAAUUAUAAAAAAAACAAAACCUUUUUAAUGUAAUUAUUUUUGCCUUCUAAUGUAGCUUUAAUGCACUAAAAUCUUUAUUCCAAAUCCCCAAAAGAUUCUGUUGGUAAGAUAAUAUGCAGAGCCAAAAUYUUUAAAGCAAUUUCCAAAUUGCCUUCUUUCUCCAAAAAACAAAAACAACAAAAAGAAGCAAAAUUUUUUUUUGAAAAAAACCCAUUAGCUACACUUUUUGCACUAUUUUUUGACUUUCAUUUCUCUUUACUGCUCAGCUGUUGGGGUUUGAAUGCACGCAGAACAAAAUAUGAAAUAUUUCUGCACAUACCUUUAAAAUCUAACAGAUCUUUUUUUUUCUUGCUGAAGCAUUUUAUGAAUACACAUAUUCCUGCACCACAGGUGUGUCUGCACAUUCCCACUGUCCUCGGGGCCUUUCCCCUGCAGCUGUGAGGAUGAAAUGACAGAAAGAAGAGGCGGGGGUCCAGCGUGGUAUCUUUAUACCAACACUGAGGGCAGCUGUGCAAAAAAAUAGAAGAAAAAAAAACCGUCUCGUUCUGCUCAGAUCUCUUUGUUCUGAGUAAUCACAGAGCGCUUUGAAGCGUUUGUGGCCACGAUUCUAUCUCCCGCUCGGUCUAAUUUACUGAUCACGCUCUGCGUUGUGCUGCGGUUUUUUACAACAGAUAUCAGCUGUCCUGAAAAGUCUCUCUGAAGAGGGAAGAUUGCAUUAAUGUCCCUGAAAGACGGAUGCUUUAGCUACACAGUUUAGGUUUUAUUUUAAAGUGAAGAGUGAUCCAAAGAAGCGAGCGUUUGCAGCUCAGAUGAAAGAUUGUUUUUGCAGACUCACUGCCUUAUUCCUGUCUGUAAAGAAAAGCCAUCGGCGUCUCAUUCCUGCUCUUUCUUUUAGAGGAAAAGCAUGUUUAACUUUCUUGCUCCGUCCUCCAAAGCCCGUGAAGYGACUGAUAACCUGACUUUUAUUCUGGGUAAGAAUCAUGCAGCUAGAGAAACCACAUAAUAUUUGUGUGGUUUCUUCUAAAAUAAACCAAAGAUAUACCCGACUGCCUGUUUAAAUGUUAGUAAUGAGAUGUGUGGCAAACUAGUCAUGUCUUGAAUGUUCGUCGUUGCCUUUUUUUUUAUGCAAAACUAGGAAGCCAAAGUGUACAAGUAAAUUGUACUUUGUGURUUUCAUUAAAAAGCACAAUGUUGCAAUUAUUUUGUUUCUUUACAAAAGAAGCUCUUUUUCAUUUUUUGUAUUCCAAAAUGAUUUUCUCUCUCUCUCUUUCUCUCUCGAUGCUCAAAGCAUGUACAUCUGAAACUGAUAUGUUAAUUUAAAAAUCUCAUCUAUCUAUGUGAUGAUAUCUGCUUCCAUAAGAGUGCUUGUAAAGUUGGCAGACAAUGUAGUUUUUAAUCAUUUUAAUUAAAAAAUGUGUCUCACUUCU